Molecule: messenger RNA, 1840 nt
Organism: Exaiptasia diaphana
Lineage: Eukaryota; Metazoa; Cnidaria; Anthozoa; Actiniaria; Aiptasiidae
Product: transcription factor sox-2
Exons: 1
Coding region: 322-1404 (360 amino acids)
Biological process (GO): regulation of DNA-templated transcription; cell differentiation; anatomical structure morphogenesis
Molecular function (GO): DNA-binding transcription factor activity, RNA polymerase II-specific; RNA polymerase II cis-regulatory region sequence-specific DNA binding
Source: RefSeq, a predicted model, not a curated record
CCGAAUCUCGCAGCUARUCCAAAUGAUUGAGUCUAARCAGUGUAACAAUUAGCGCGUACAAAUAUCUUUCAUUAUAUCGGUUUAYAGAUCCUCAAGAGUAGUUCUUCAGUGUAAAGUGAUUGCCAUAUAGAGAUAACGUUAGAGUUGUAUGUCACCAAGGGACAAGGCCCGUCAGCUGGAUUCCUCUUGUACCCCCUAUCUGGACUUCAAAAGAUUAAAUAGCUCGUAGAACGCAGAAUUCUAGUCUGACAGACAAGUCGUCAUAGAGCAAGCAACUAUAGGAGGUGAUCUUGUCAGCUGUGAGGACGUUUUGAAACAGCGAUGUGGUAUCCUAACUUUGGGUCUUGGGGAGCGAUGGAUGGGUCGGCUAUGGGUCUACAAGGCUACGAAGAAGAUGACGAUUGCCAUGUUAAGAGGCCCAUGAAUUCGUUCAUGAUCUGGGCCAAAGUUAUGCGUCGUAAAUUCGCGGAGGAAAAUCCAAAGCUUCACAACGCKGAGAUCUCUAAACUACUGGGUAAGUCGUGGAAUGAACUCACUACAAAAGAGAAGAGACCGUUUGURGAAAAAGCRGAGMGAUUAAGGAUUCGGCACAUGAAAGAUCAUCCUAAUUAUCGAUAUACACCAAAGAGAAAAGGACGCCAAGAUAGACGAUCUGGUCAAAGRGUAUUUUCAAGUUAUAUUGGAUCAAACACUUAUAUGGACACUGUGCCCAACAUGGUUAUGUCAAGCCAUCGACUUCAUCUUCCACCAACCCCUGAGCCAAGCCCUACAGAAGUGCUUUCCCCUAGCGAYCAUUACUACCCCGAUACUGGUCCAUAUCACUCGUAUAAUGGCUGCAAUAACUCUGAGUAUAGACCAGCUGCCGGUGCGCAUUUUCAAGACGAUUUUAAUGGAAGUCAUCAGAGACGUCUAGAAAAUGCUUACGCAAGCUAUCAACACGAAGGAACAUAUGGACCUUACGGUAAAACUGAAGGAUCUUACGGUAAAACUGACGGCGAGAGCUAUCGAGCCUAUGCUGAGUACUAUGAAAGACAAAAUGAAGCUUUUAGRCUGAGAAACUGUGAUGAGAAAGUAAACAAGUCGURCAGAUCAAAUGGUGCAUUUGGAGAACAUUGGAGACCUUCACAGGAGRCUCACACAAGGGAUAUAUACUCUAAAGGUACCUAUGACUUWUACAACAGCAACUUCCGCAGGCAAGAAUUCCCAAAACUUCAUUUUCCGCGGAGCUCGUGUAGAUUUUCAUCCGUCACGAGCGACAGYAGUGAAGAGGACGCAGAGAGGGUCAAUAAAAAGUUCGAAAUGAACGCGGYCAACCCCGGCCCACCAGUAUUUGAACAAUUAUCMGAACUUCUUUGCGAUGACUUGGAUCGUAAUGAGUUUGACAAGUACCUUAAGCCGUAUUAAGAGUUUAAAACACAGAUCUCUAUUGAGUUGUAAAUGUUUAUCAAGUCUUUUACUAAUUCCAUAUGGAUUUUAUUAUUGCCAUUACUGUCUACAGCCAUGCAGAAACAUUUUWAAGCGACACCAUAUAACAUAAACUGUAGAUAGAUGGAAAAUUGAACAAAAAAGACCCGCGCAUACUGUAGUUUUCGUUGAGUGAAGYAAUGCAGCGCGACCUCUCCUAAUCACCGAUGAAAGAAAACAAAGUCUAGCUUAUUUAUAUAAUAUAAAAUAGUCUAUCAGUUUCCCUUCAUGUUAAUUUUAUACAAGAUAUGCGUGUUCUGAAUAACUGCGCAAAAAGCAAUUUCAAGGAAAUUUGCCUUGAGCUGAAAGUAAUCAGUAACGAUUGUAUAUAGUUUUACUAUAAAUGUAAAAGUUUAUCGUUUUAAAUAAAGUAUUA